Molecule: messenger RNA, 1101 nt
Organism: Neopsephotus bourkii (Bourke's parrot)
Lineage: Eukaryota; Metazoa; Chordata; Aves; Psittaciformes; Psittacidae
Exons: 7
Cellular component (GO): plasma membrane
Source: RefSeq, a predicted model, not a curated record
AUGAUGGGACAAAGGCUCAGAAAAUGCAUCGCCCUUUGCCUGCUGCCCUGGAGCUGCCUGGGCUUCGCCUGGAGUGAUGCUGCUGGGCCCGGGACUGCCUCACCCGGGGCAGGACACAUCAGAAAGGGGCUGCCCCAAGACACUGCCAACGGGACCUACUUGCACAGCAACAUCUCAGCACCAUGUGCAGCACUCAUCCCACCACACUAUGGAUUCUACUACGUGGACAGAGGCUCGGGUGUCUCCCUGGGUUCGGUGCUUGUGUACUGGUGCCAGGAUGGGUACCAGCUGGUGGGCAGCCAGAGGCUGUCCUGCCUCCGCCGGGACAGCGCUUCUUCCUGGAGCCACCCUCCGCCCCGGUGUCAGGCCGCCCUGCAGCCCUCAGGCACUGGCUCCCGCGCUGCAGUGGCCGCAUCGCUGCUCAGCGGAGCUGUUAUCCUGGUGCUGUCCAUCUCCUUCGCCAUCUGCUGCUGGCGGGACAGGGCGAGGAGGAGGCGAGCGGGGUGACAGCACAGGAGGAAAGCCAGAGGAAGAUGGAGACAUGAUCACUCCACUCCUGAUAGGGCAAGGAAGGCUUUUGGGAGACUGAAACACUACCACCGGCGCGAUUACCACCUUUCAGCCCUUUCCAGCUCUGUGUUCCCAGGGGCACUGGCAGGCUGCAAUAACCUGGCUUUCCAAAGGUACUGCUCAGCCCUGGUGCUGGUACUGCCCCCCAGCUCCUCACACGGGGGCCAAGGGCUGCUCCCAGUCUCCCUGGAGGCAGGAGUGGCCAGAUCACCUAACUGCAAUGAAACCCUUGCAUACGCUCUUUUCAAGGGGGGCGUUGAACCAGAGGAUCGGGGUUCCCCUUUGCCCUGCCUCAGAAUCGCCUGGAGCUGGCACCCAGCAGCGCAGGUCCUGCCCCAGCUGGUGUCAUCCAGCAGCGCCCUGCCCAGCCAGCCACACCACAGCAUCCUGCCCAGCCAGGCCCACGGGCCCAGGGGCCUGCUGCCCCUCUACCACAGAAGCCUCGAGGAACACCAGCUCUUCAACAAGUUUGGGAGGCUGGAAGUGAAGACAGCCAGAUACCAGGCACAAGGAAUCAAUGUCAUUGCAUAA